Pieris macdunnoughi is the source of this 2688-nucleotide messenger RNA. The record is from the annotation of a GenBank genome assembly. Lineage: Eukaryota; Metazoa; Arthropoda; Insecta; Lepidoptera; Pieridae.
AUGUUUAAACUGGUUUACGACACAGCCGAAACUACGCGUCCGAAGAAAUGGUCUUCAAAGUUGAAACUAAAUACAUCAGGGAGCAGCAAAUCUUCAGAGAAAUCACCGGAUAGUCCAUAUUUAUAUGGAACUAUUAGUGGACCAGGGGGUUCAGCUUUAUCUAAAUCAAUGAAGUAUGCGGAAACCUGGUUGUACGGGUCUGUUAGGGCCCAGACUCCGCCUAUACGGCCGAGCGUAUUUACAUCUUAUCCUGAAAGUCCUGGGCCUGUCUUAAUCAGUACUCCUCAAAAACCAACACCACAUAACUACGCAGUCAUACUAUGUUCCUGUCCUGAAUACCUUAAUGGUACGAAGAAAACCAGCUCAACCAAAGUCAGUAUUUGUAAGAAAUGUAAAGGAUCUCGUUUACCUUUAACAAUAACUGACAGCACACGGCUGCUUGUUGGUGGAACGGUGAGAGGACCACAAGUGAAUCGUGAUGCUGGUUUAUUAAGGGCGGGCACUGUUCGUGUUCAGGGCACCAAGUCUAGACCUAGCAUCCUCAAAUCUAAUGGGGAUCCCGAUCCAUAUGAUUUAAUGCGUCGAAGCAGAUUAGCACCUCCACAUGAAACACGAAUCGGAAGUCAAUUUUCAACAUCACGGUCUCGAGCAAAAAGUAUAAGUCCAUGUCGAAUGAAAAAUAAAAAACCAAGCCCCGAAGGAUUGAUUAAAAAUAGAAGUAAAUCUGUUAGUCGCGUAAAUGAGGUCUGGAUUGAUGAAGACAUUAACGUGCCAGAUACAAAGAAAUCUAUUUUAUCGUGUGAUAUAAAUCCAUAUGAUUUAAUGAAAAUAUCAAAAUCGAACUCGGAAGUUGAAUUUGAUGAUGAUUAUAAUGGACCCUUUCAAGACUCAAAUAAAAACGGUAGUCAUCGAUUAACUAAAGUUUCAUCUGAUAAAAAUGUAAAAAAUAUUAGUGGACAAAGAAUAAGAGUUUCGAAUGACUCUAAAACAAACAUCGUUGAUGAAUUAUCUGUAUAUGACCCUGUUAACUUUGAUCUCAAAAAUUAUGACUUUAAAUCAACAGAUAUGUCUUCAGCUUUAACUUUACCAAGUAUUAAAAAUGAAAGCAGUAAAUUAGGCACACUAAGUAAAGCUAGUAGUAAGAAAAUAAUUAACACCACCUCAAAUCGUACAAAACAGAAAAGUGUUUCACCGAAACGACCUCCUAGAAAAAUCAGAAAUACAAAAAUUGACGAUGAUAGCGAAAGUGACAAUCAAAGAAUACCAGAAAAAAACUACAAGAAGGCCUCAAUGGAACAUUUACGUAACGUAAAAAAUAAAAAUCACAAACCAGAUGUCAUAAAAUCAAUUCUCAAAAAGCCUAAAUCAAAUUCAACUGAUUCAACGAAAGUUGAAGUAACGGAUAAUUCAUUUGAUCGAAAAAGAAAACGGGUUCAAUUUCAAGUGGAUAGUAAUGAAACUAAAGUAAUUUUUACCGCUGAACUUAAUCUUCACGAUGAUAUAUUAAAAGAGAUGCCCGAAAAUCUUAAAGUAGAAAGCAGUGACGAUAGCAUUGCGGAAGGUGAUAUAGUUAGUAAGAGUUUACAACAAACAAAACACACAACUUCAGCUGAACUAAACGUAGAACAAUCUGCAGCAGAGAACAAUACAGAAAAGCUGGAAUCGUCACUUGAUGCUUCCACAUUGUCUACUUGUGAAAUAAAAACGGCGCUCAUUCAAUCUACUGAUGAAAAUAUAAAUUCAGUACAGCAAAACAUUGAAAGUGAAGAUAACGACGUGCCAAAAGUGCCAACACUGCGUCGUUCCGAAUCUGAGAGAUUAACAUCAACUAUAAAUAUAACUCCACCAAAAUUUUUAGACACUAUGGCUUUAAGAUCUAAAUCUAAACACUGUCAUACAACCCAAGUAUUUUUGGAAUCACUUACUGAAAAUGAUGUUAAUUUACAGCAGAAUGCAAAUACUGUUAGUAAUAUUACAGCUACACUUACAUCUAAGGAUGAUCAUGAUACUGAAAAUCUAAGUGAUAGUAGUGAAAUAACACGUAAAGUUUUGAAAAAUUUACGUAAUGGAAUAACUGAGUUACCAGAACCCCCACCGAGAUUAAAAUCACGUUCUAAAAGACAAAACUAUGUUAAAACUCGUUUUGUUCGUAAUGAUUCUAUAAGUUCUACGAGUGAUGAGUGGUCAGAUUCAAAUGAUAAUGAACAAAAAACUGUUUUAAAAGUUAAACAGUUUGAGACAGAAGAUACUCAGGAAAGUUCAAAGGAAUCUAAAAGAGUCCUUAAAUUUAUAGAUAACGAGCCUAGAAAGACGUCAAUACAGAUAAAUGGGAAUGAAUGUUAUUCCACAAUGAAUGUCAGUAACGAUACCCCAAUUUAUUUAUCUUCAGUUGUAGUAAAUGAUGGGUCCAGUACUUCAUGUAAUACAUAUCAGACAGGAACAACCGUUACUAUAAGCGUUGGUUCUCCACAAAAUGAUGGUAAAAAAUCUAAAAGUCAAGUUUAUAUCGGAGCUGUGUUUCCUGGAGAGAAUAAGAAUGAUGAAUUCAAUAAUACUUAUGAAGAAUACUUUAAUGAAAGUAAUUCAGCAAGUGUCAAUUCUAGUAUUUCUUCAAUACUUAGUGAUCCAGUAGAAGCUGUAAAACGCAAUCUUAUUCCACACGUCUGUGGGAAAAAGAUGAUAGCUUAA